UUCAGAUGUUGGAGCUGAGGCUGGCACGUGGGAGUUUGUUGAAGAAGGUGGUAGAAGCAAUUAAAGAUUUUGUGGACGAUGCCAAUUUUGAUUUCUCGGCCACCGGAUUGUACGUGCAGACCAUGGACUCGUACGAAGCGGCGAUGGUGGAGCUGCUGCUCCGGCGGGAUGGCUUUGUGCACUACCGCUGCGACCGUAAAAUCUCCAUCGGAGUGAACUUUGAAAAUAUGUCUGAAAUGUUGGAGGGCGCCGGUGAAGAUGACGUCAUCACCCUCAAGGCCGAUGACGGCAGCAGUGACUUAACGUUCGUGUUCGAGAAUCCCGCUCAAGAUAUAAUUACUGAGUUUAAGAUGAAGAUUUUGGAUACCGAGUAUGAUGCUACCGUCAGAAUGUCGUCUUUGAGAUUUGCAAAAGUUUGUAAGAAUCUUUUCUGUAUAGGCAAGAAAGUUGUGAUCUCCGUUACGAAUGAAGGAGUAAGAUUCUCAACAAGUGGCGAUUCAGGAAGUACGACAACUAUUUUCUGCAGGCAGAAUACAACCGCGGACAAGCCAGAAGAUGCAACAGUGAUAGAAGUGAAAAGAGAAAUGUCUUUGCUGUUUCUUCUUUCGUUUUUGUGCAAAAUCACGGAGGCAACUCCAUUAUCAAACACGGUAACCCUAAGCUUUUGCACGGAGUUCCCUUUACGGGUUGAGUACAAGAUUGCAGAAAUGGGCUAUAUAAGGUUUCAUUUGUCACCCAAAAUUUGACGAGUUUUUUAUGAAGUAUGAUGAAUUUUGGAAUAUUUACUUCUCCUGUGUCUGAUUAUUCUGUAAUGGAGAAGAUAAAUAAUGUGUUAUGUUGCAAAUAUAUGAGAUGCCAUUUUAGUUCA
Messenger RNA from Erythranthe guttata (spotted monkey flower), 868 nucleotides. Its product is annotated as DNA sliding clamp PCNA. NCBI's taxonomy places the organism in Eukaryota, Viridiplantae, Streptophyta, Magnoliopsida, Lamiales, Phrymaceae. Gene Ontology annotation, cellular component: PCNA complex. Gene Ontology annotation, molecular function: DNA polymerase processivity factor activity; DNA binding. The record is from RefSeq and is a predicted model, not a curated record. Gene Ontology annotation, biological process: leading strand elongation; mismatch repair; translesion synthesis.